ACAUCUGAGUCUUCCUCUCCGAGGCGAGCUUGCUUGCAGUGUCUCUUGUCACGGCGGGUUAGUUUAGUAUUGAAUCUGACUUGUCACUAAUGGCGAAUAUGUGUUGUCCCUGUGGUCCACAACCAAAUGAGCCUAAGCCGGUUCCCUUGUCUUUGGCAAGUGGAGUGACAACUUUAGCCUUGGCCAGCAACUUUUGGACCACAAGGCGUGAUGAGGCAGUUCGGCUGAGGAUGGAGGGCUCGGGUCCAGCGUCUGAGACUCCCAUCACCACCCAUCAGAUGUUUCUGCAGACUGUGGAGAACUUUGGGGAUCACCCAGCCUUGGCUUCCAAAAAGAAUGACCAGUGGGAAAUCAUGACAUGGAGGCAAUACUACGAGCAGUGCAGAGCAGCAGCUAAAAGUUUCCUCAAGCUGGGGCUGGAACGUUACCAUGGUGUGGGCAUUCUGGGAUUCAACGCUCCUGAGUGGUUCAUUUCAAACAUUGGCUGUAUCUUUGCCGGGGGUCUUGCAACUGGCAUCUACGCCACCAACUCACCUGAGGCUUGUCAGUAUGUGGCUCACAACUGUGAGGCCAACGUCCUGGUUGUGGAGGACAACAAACAACUGCAAAAGAUCCUACAGGUUAAAGAUCAACUACCUCACCUGAAAGCCAUCAUUCAAUAUAAAGGCGAACUGCAACAGAAGGCGCCGUUUCUGUACACAUGGGCGGAGUUCAUGAAGCUGGGGGAGGAUGUACCCAACAAGGACCUCAACGAUAUAAUUGACUGUCUUCGAGCCAAUGAAUGCUGUACACUCAUCUAUACCUCAGGAACCACCGGAAACCCCAAAGGAGUCAUGUUGAGCCACGACAAUAUCACAUGGACAACCACCACAGCAGGUAACAUGGUACAUCUAAAUUUUACUGAGGAGGUUGUGAUCAGUUACCUGCCACUCAGCCACGUUGCAGCCCAGGUCAACGACAUGUGGAUGAUUAUGAGGUUUGCAGGGACCACCUAUUUUGCAGAGCCAGAUGCCCUGAAGGGAUCUUUAGGACAAACACUGAAAGAGGUGCGUCCCACUUCUUUCCUGGGAGUUCCUCGUGUGUGGGAGAAGAUGCAGGAAAAAAUGAAAGCUAUUGGUGCCAAGGCAUCUCCAAUGAGGAAAAAAGUGGGAGACUGGGCCAAGUCCAUAGGACUGCAAUACAACUACAGUGCCAUGAAUGGGGAGAAUGCGGUUCCUUGGGGCUUCACGUUGGCUAACACUCUUGCCUUCAAGAAGGUGCGGGCUGCAUUGGGCUUAGAUCGCUGUAAAAUAUGUUUCACAGGAGCAGCGCCCAUCACUAAAGAGACUCUGGAGUACUUCAUGAGUCUGAACAUCCCCCUGUUGGAGUUGUACGGCAUGAGCGAAAGCUCUGGCCCACACACCAUCUCCACAAACAGUGAUUACAGAAUUACAAGCUGUGGAAAGGUAAUGCCUGGCUGCGACUUAAAACUUGACAAACCUGAUGAAGACGGGAACGGAGAGAUUUGUUUCUGGGGACGUAAUGUUUUUAUGGGCUACCUGAACAUGCCUGAUAAAACAGCAGAGGCUCUGGAUGAGAUCGGCUGGCUACACUCUGGUGAUCUGGGCAGAUGCGAUCAGUACAACUUCCUGUACAUCACCGGAAGACUCAAGGAAAUAAUCAUCACAGCAGGUGGAGAAAACAUUCCUCCAGUGCCUAUCGAAGAUGCACUGAAGGCUGAGACCCCCAUCAUCAGCAACGUUAUGUUAGUUGGAGACAAGCUCAAGUUCCUCUCCAUGCUGAUCACACUCAAAUGUGUUGUGGAUGACGACGGCAAGCCCACAGACAAGCUGGGCCCUGAGGUUUUGGAGUUCUGUCAAAAGAACAAUGUGAGGACAACCAAGGUUUCGGAGAUCAUAACCAACAAGGAGCCAGUUAUUUACAAUGUCAUCCAGGAGGGCAUAGAGCGCAUCAAUGCCAAAGCCACCUCCAACGCCCAGAAGGUCCAGAAGUUUGUCAUACUGGAGAGGGACUUCUCUGUCGAAGGAGGGGAAUUGACUCCAACCAUGAAGCUGAAGAGGCCGGUUGUUAUGAAGAUGUACAAGAAGAAAAUAGAAGAAAUGUAUGCAGUGACUGAAAAUAAGUAGUUUAAAACCACCUUUACCAAUAAGAUAAGACAGCA
Molecule: messenger RNA, 2161 nt
Organism: Sphaeramia orbicularis (orbiculate cardinalfish)
Lineage: Eukaryota; Metazoa; Chordata; Actinopteri; Kurtiformes; Apogonidae
Product: long-chain-fatty-acid--CoA ligase ACSBG2-like
Exons: 12
Coding region: 90-2126 (678 amino acids)
Cellular component (GO): membrane; endoplasmic reticulum
Molecular function (GO): long-chain fatty acid-CoA ligase activity
Source: RefSeq, a predicted model, not a curated record